AUGCGUGAUACAGCCGCACUGAUCCACAGAGAGCCAUACAUCACACCGCUGCCACAGAGAAACCAGAUUAUUAGCAGAGAUGCGCUUACUUGCCUUCUCAUGCGAAACCCGCCGAGUAUUGUUAAGUUUGAUUACCAAGCUCUGUCCUGGUUCACCCUGCUGCGAGUGUGUAAAGGGGUUUUUCUUUCUGUAUUUUUAUCUCCACAGAACCAAAGGCAGGCAGACGAGGAGACGCUGAAUGUGAGCCCCGGGCCCCUGUUGAAGGAGAUGUCCCUGUGUCUGCUGGAUCUGAAGGGCCUGUGCAGUGUCCUCACACAGAGAGCUCAAGGCAAAGAGCCCAACCUGGCCCUGCUGCUUGGCAUCAAAUCUAUGAGCUGCUCGGCGGAGGAGAGCGAGAAGCCGCUGAUGGAGGACGGCUUGCGGGCUAAGCUGGUGGAGGUGUGCCAGCUGAGGAAAGACAUUGACGAGCUGAGGACGCUCAUCUCAGACCGUUACGCACAGGACAUGGGUGAAAACUGUGUGACGCAGUGAGGCUUAUAUUUCUGGCUCGUCAGGACAGACGGCACUCUCUCAGAGCUCUUAAAGGGAAAAUAAAGUCAACCUGAUGCAAACAAACAAGGUCUUUCUGACUACUAACGGUUUGACCAAGCUGUGAAUCCAGUUUACAAGGACGUCUUUACAACAAGUUUCUUGUUUUUUUUUUUCUUGUGGACGUUGCAUUUAAGGCGUUUGAAUGUUUUCAUGUAUUUAUUGAGACUGUUUGAGGUUGAGUUCCUCACACUGUUCCUGUCAGUCGUCUUUGAGCAAGUGGUGUCCUAAAGUGCCUUGUGUUCCUCUUUGUGUACCUCCAAACUUCAUGGAUGUCUGUGAUUUUUUUUCUUUUACCCAAAGAAGCUUGUCCUUUCUUUACCCAACAGCUACAGGUCGCAGGUCGACGUUCAGGACUCUACACAUCAAUAAAAUAAAAAAAAACAGGACAAACAGCAGCAUUUGAAAGGUCCUUCAUCUCCAACAUCCUGCACCUCAUCUGAGUUUUUGGUUGGUUGUCUUUUAGUAUAUUUGAGCUUCCAAAGAAGCUAGCAAUGUUCCAUUUCAGAAUAAAUGACAGCAGAGGAAUCCAGGUGAAUCUAUUCAGGACACCGAUUAACUAUUUUUAAUUAGAAUAAAAUAUGAGCUGCUUUUUUCAUGCUGCGGCACAGUUCAGUUCAGAGCAAGUUGCACAGGUUGAGUUCCAAAGGCAGACAGGAAACAGAAUGUUCUGCACCUUCGGUUACUUCCUAACACGCUCAUGACAUUUUAUAUACUCCAGAUAAUGCAUAUAAUGCAAAACUUGUGCACUCAGGUAUUUUAAGAAUUUCUUUUAUUCGUUGUUCUUGAUCUGAAUGGUUUCAGCAAGUUCAUUUUGACCCCAAGCUAAAUUUUUUAUAGUUGAUCAUAUAAAGUCGAGCGAUGCAGUCAUGUCAAGCUUUGCAUACAUAUUUGCACCAAGGUGACGAAUGUUUAAGAUAUUUACAGUACAAGCGUCUAUAUAGUGCUUAUUUAUCGUGACUGUACUCCCAUUGUAUUUAAAGUAUAUUAAGCAUGUUUUGAAUUUAAAAUGGAGGUUUUGUCAUUAUGUGCUCAUAAUACCUUGUGCACGUGCUUAGGCUUAGAAUUUAUUUUUAUUUAAAGAAGGGAAUAGAUUAAGGUAAAUAAUUAGACUUAUAUUGCACUAUGCAACCUUCUCACGUUAACCAGCAUUUAUCAGCAGAUAUGUAAUAUUAUUCUGUGCCUUUACAAAUCUAUGCAGCAGAUCCACAGACUGAAAUCGAAGGGUAUUUUCCAUAAUUGGCAGAGACAUGGUUUAUUUCAUAAAGGUGCAGAUGAGCUAAGCCAUAUUAACAAGCAAUGCAUAUUUAUUCUCAGGCAGAGAGCUGCUCAUAACCUGAUGGAGAAUGUAUGUGGAGCUGUACAGUGUGAUCGCUGCUAGCAUGACGACUUGUGUAUAUAUAUGAAUAGAAAAGAAACGUGCACUGACUGACAUGACCCACUCACUGCGCACUGAAAGCCACUGGUUGGUUUGAAUUUCUCAUCAGUCUUUGAAUUCUUAAGCUUUUCAUUUUCCAGCUAGAUUUUACAAAUGCCAAAGGUCUAUUUAUGUACAAAGUAUUAACUAUUUUUCCAUUUUGUAAACUGCUUUUCAUUUGUACAAAUGUCAAAUAAAGUAUUUUUCUAC
Messenger RNA from Carassius auratus (goldfish), 2215 nucleotides. Its product is annotated as centrosomal protein of 85 kDa-like. The coding region runs from base 1 to 531 and encodes 176 amino acids. Gene Ontology annotation, cellular component: centrosome. The record is from RefSeq and is a predicted model, not a curated record. NCBI's taxonomy places the organism in Eukaryota, Metazoa, Chordata, Actinopteri, Cypriniformes, Cyprinidae. The transcript has 3 exons.